Molecule: messenger RNA, 1674 nt
Organism: Phragmites australis (common reed)
Lineage: Eukaryota; Viridiplantae; Streptophyta; Magnoliopsida; Poales; Poaceae
Product: metalloendoproteinase 1-MMP-like
Exons: 1
Coding region: 317-1402 (361 amino acids)
Biological process (GO): collagen catabolic process; extracellular matrix organization; proteolysis
Cellular component (GO): extracellular matrix
Molecular function (GO): metalloendopeptidase activity; zinc ion binding
Source: RefSeq, a predicted model, not a curated record
ACGACACGGGAAGUCGUUGCAGCAGCUGGUCUUCGCAGCCACGCAUGACUGGAUUCUGACCCGUCGUUUACGUGCCGAAGACCGCCGCUGGGCAGGCAGGAGGCGACGAGGUCAGCCGGAGACCAACCGGAGCGCUAUCACCUGACCCACUCCCCCGUAUCCGCAGCAGCCGCGGCUUUUGUUCCGUCUUGUCCCGUGCAGCGUGCGCACACAAAAUUCUUUGCCGCGCCGGCCUCGCCACGGGUCCUGCGAGAAUAACCACCCGCGCACAGCUACCUCGGCAGCCUAACGGCCACGGCAGCAGCGCCUGGCUCUGAUGCUGCCAUGUCGCGCGUGUCUCCUGCCGGUCCUAUUACUUGGCCUCCUCGUGUCGUGCCUCCACGUGGCUGCCGCCGCGCAGGCUACACCGGUGAGCGUGCACCGGACGGACGGCGCCGCGGCGUGGCGCUCGUUCAUGCAGCUGCUGGACGCGCGGCGGGGCAGCCGCGUCGUGGGGCUUGGCGAGCUGAAGCGGUACCUGGCGACGUUCGGGUACUUGCCGAAGUCGGAGCAUGACCUGACGGACGCGUUCGACGAGCACCUGGAGGUCGCCGUGAGGCGGUACCAGUCCAUGCUCAGCCUGCCGGUCACGGGGCAGCUCGACUCCGCCACGCUCAACCGGAUCAUGGCCCCGCGCUGCGGCGUCGGCGACGGCGUUUCCGUGUUCCUCUCGGCAAAGGGGAGCCAGAGCGGCGGCGGCGGCACUGUCAGCCGGUUCACGUUCUUCAAGGGCGAGCCGCGGUGGACGCAGCCGGACCCUCUCGUUCUGACGUACGCCAUCUCGGCGACGGCCACCGUCGACUACCUGCCGCCCAAGGCCGUGCGCGCCGUGUUCCGGCGCGCGUUCGCGCGGUGGGCUCAGGUCAUCCCCGUGGGCUUCGUCGAGACCGACGACUACGACGCGGCCGACAUCAGGGUGGGCUUCUACGUGGGUAGCCACGGCGACGGCAUCCCCUUCGACGGGCCGCUCGGUGUGCUCGGCCACGCCUUCUCCCCCCAGAACGGGCGGCUCCACCUCGACGCGGCAGAGCGAUGGGCGGUGGACUUGCACACCGAGACGAAGAACUCGGCCAUCGACUUGGAGUCUGUGGCGACGCACGAGAUCGGCCACGUCCUCGGGUUGGGGCACUCGUCGUCGCCGAAGGCAGUGAUGUACCCGAGCCUCAGCCCGCGGGAAAAGAAGACAGAGCUCACCGUCGACGACGUGGAAGGCGUCCAGUGGCUGUACGGGUCAAACCCGGAGUUCAGCCUCAGCUCGCUCUACGUGCAGGACGCAUCCAUGUCGCCGGGGAGGAGCAUUUGGCUUGCUGGCUCAGUUGGUUUCGUUUGUGCAGUCUUGGUCAUACUUGUGACGCACUUGUAGAUAGACAGAAAAAGAAAGUUUUAGGUAGCGUGAUUCUACAGGAGAAAGAAACAUUAGCACACCAAACCGUUGCCAGGAAGAGAAAGAUGCGUGUGUUUCUCUAAUUCUCUUCUUAUAGGUUGCUUUGGCACAGCACUGGUGAAACUGUCGUAAAUUGCCUGAUGGACCUGUACAUAAUUUUAUCUGUAAAAAAAGCAUGAUGUUAUCUACACGAGGAUUAUGCAACUCAUCAAAAGAACUUCGUCUCAGAAAAAAGAAAGAGGAAAAAAAAA